GUUAAAUAACAACAAAAGAAACUAUAAUUUAAUAAAAACUUAAAAAAGUUGGAAAAAAGUACCAAAAUUUUCUUUUUUUAAAAAAAAAACUCUAAAAAAAGUUUGAAAUUUUAAAAAUUUUCUUAACACAAUAACAACUUCUAAAGCGGGGACAUUAAGCUGAAGAAAAAUUUUUAAGAAAACACUAAAGAAAACAGCUUAAAAAGCUUAAAGAAGAAAAGUACCAAAAAAGUACUUUUUUUUAAAAAAUCAUAAAAAUUUAAAAUUUUAAAGAAAACUAGUCAAAAUUCAUUAAAAAUUCAACUCUCAACAUGAUUUUCAAUAAAUAUUUAUUAAAAAUUUCCAAUGCUGUACAACAUAAAAAUAAUAAGGAAAAUUUAAAAAGUAGCAGUAGCAGCAGCAAUCAUAAAAAUCAACAAAACUCCUCACAAUCCAUAGAUAUACCACAUACAAAUAAUAACAACAACAAUAAUAAUACUGCUGCCAAUCGUAAUUUUGAAUAUGAAAGAGCUAUAGCCGCUUCCUAUAAACAACAACAACAUACAACACAACAUCAACAAAGUCAAAGAAAUCAACAUCACCAUCACCACACGACGACCUCCUCCUCUUCACACUUAAUACCGAAAAAGAAAAAACCCAAAAUAAAUGUUCAUAAUACGAAUAAUACAAAAACUCAUUUAACUACCGAUGAAUUGGCCAUUAUCAUUAAAGGAGGCUCUAAUAAUAAUAAAACUAAAAGACAUACAUUAAAGGAAACCUCAACCCAUAAUACACAGUAUUCGGCUACGCCUCCUUUAAGAGAAACUAAAAGUUCUUUAACACUAAACUUAUCCACAUCACCAUCAUCGGGUGUCUAUUCGAAUGCUGGCUCAUCAUUUAGUUCAAUACCAAAUUCUAUAACAUUACAGGCACCACCCUCAUCUUCAUCGCGUUCGUCUUCAUCGACAGAGUCUUUGAAUUCGUCCGAGAAUGGUGCUACUCCUUAUUCGUCAAAUGUCUCGACACCCACUUCAUUGCCGUUUGCUGGUAAUCCGGUUUGGCCGUUGUCGGGAGCUGCUACUUUGCAAAUAUCCUUUGAAUUAACUUUGCUGCACAUUAGAAUGUGGAUUUAUCCAUGGUUUCAUGGCAAUCUUUCUGGUAAAGAAGGUGAAAAAUUGUUAUUGGAGCGUGGUAAGAAUGGUUCAUUUCUGGUACGUGAAUCUCAAUCAAAACCAGGUGAUUUUGUUUUAUCCGUACGUACCGAUGAUAAAGUAACUAAUGUCAUGAUACGUUGGCAGGAUAAUAAAUACGAUGUUGGUGGUGGUGAACCCUUUAACACUUUGUCCGAAUUGAUCGAACAUUACAAACGUAAUCCCAUGGUUGAGACUUGUGGCACAGUGGUGCAUUUGCGGCAACCAUUCAAUGCCACACGCAUAACAGCGGCUGGCAUUAAUGCCAGAGUGGAGCAAUUGGUUAAGGGUGGUUUCUGGGAAGAAUUUGAAGCUUUACAACAAGACAGCCGUGAUAUAUUCUCUCGCAAUGAGGGCUACAAAAUGGAAAAUCGUAAUAAAAAUCGUUAUAGAAAUAUUUUACCCUAUGAUCACACCCGUGUUAAACUUAAUGAUGUGGAUCACACAUUAGCCGGCGCUGAGUACAUCAAUGCCAACUAUAUACGCUUACCCACCGAUGGUGAACAAAACAAUAUGAAUGCCUCACAAGAGAGUCUCAAUGCUAUGGUAUCCUCCUGUCCGGCCUGUACAGCGGCUCAAAUGCAAAAGAAUUGUCCCAAUUGUCAAAUACUUAAUAAGACCUGUGUACAGUGUGCGGUGAAAACGGCCACUUUACCUUAUAGUAAUUGCACCACCUGCAACAAGAAGAAUGAUAAUCUUAGCAAACAACAACAUCAGCAACAUAAACGCAGUGAAUCCUUAACCAAUUCCGCCUUAAUGAGCACUAGUAGUAAUGGUUGCUUAAGUCAACAACAGCAGCAGCAACCACCACCGCGUCCCGCCGCCCCUAGUUCGGCUACAGCCGCCUCACGUCCCCUUAAUAAAAAGAAUAGCAAUGACUUAACCGAAAGGGAAAUGUUUAAAACCUACAUAGCCACCCAGGGUUGUUUGGCCAAUACGAUAACUGACUUUUGGAAUAUGAUUUGGCAGGAAAAUACUCGGGUCAUUGUUAUGACUACCAAAGAAUAUGAGAGAGGCAAAAAUAAAUGUGCCAAAUAUUGGCCCGAUGAGGGACAGUGCAAACAAUUUGGACCCGCUAAAAUUCAAUGUAUCUCAGAGAAUUCAACUAAUGAUUAUACUUUAAGGGAAUUUCUCUUCUCGUGGCGUGAUCAGCCCGAGAGACGUAUAUUCCAUUAUCAUUUUCAAGUCUGGCCUGAUCAUGGAGUGCCAGCUGAUCCUGGUUGUGUUUUAAACUUUUUACAGGAUGUUAAUACUAAACAGGGACAAUUGACACAAGCGGGUGAGAAACCGGGUCCAAUUUGUGUCCACUGUUCCGCUGGCAUAGGUCGUACGGGUACCUUUAUUGUGAUUGAUAUGAUUUUAGAUCAAAUCGAUAGACAUGGUUUAGAUACUGAAAUUGAUAUACAACGCACAAUCCAAAUGGUACGUUCCCAACGUUCUGGCUUAGUACAAACGGAAGCACAAUAUAAAUUUGUUUAUUAUGCUGUCCAGCAUUAUAUACAAACACUUAUACAACGUAAACGGGCCGAAGAGCAAAGUUUACAAGUGGGAAGGGAAUAUACAAAUAUAAAAUAUACAGGCGAAAUUGGUAAUGAUACACAAAGAUCUCCUUUACCACCUAAUUUAAGUUUAGCUAGUAAACAACUACAACAACAGCAGCAGCAACAAUGUGCUAACCCAACAGCCACAAACUGCAGUAGUGGUAGCAGCAGCAGCAGUAGUAGUAAUAAUAUUAACAAUUGUAAUGACAACAUUAAUCAACAGCAACAACAAUCAACGAAAUCAACAUCAAUGUUUAAUAAAAUGCCAUUACCCUCACCAACAACAACACCAAGCAGUCGACAAAAAUUACAACAACAUGUCGCCUAUAUAACAAACAUUCAACAGCAACAACUACAAAAGCAACAGCAACUGUUAUAUAGCAAUGAUUUGUAUCAAAAUAGUAAUAGCAGCAGCAGCAAUACAACAACGCCAAAACACAACGAACAACAACAACAGCAGCAGCAGCAACAACAACAGACAGGUAAGCAGGUUUCCUCUACCUCUACUACCAACUCCUCUUCCUCCUCCACCACCAACACUACCACCACCAGGCCCGGUUUGUUCAAAUUGUUUACUCCCGUCAUUUUUCAGCCUACGAAAACAUUCCCAAAGACAUGAUGAGGCAUCAAAAUCCUCAUCAUCUUCAACAACAGCAACAUUAUGCGCCACCUCCUCCGACACCGCCACGUAAAACAUGACAAUUAAAAUUUUAAUUUUGUUAACAAAAAAAUGUUUUUUUUUAUAAUACCUCUUGUUUUGUUUUUGUUUCUGUAUAUGUCAAGCAUGGAAAACUGCAAUUCUGGAAUAGUACUAACUUGUAACAAAAAGAAAGAAUGUACUCUGUAUAAAGUACUAAAGAAAUUUUCCGCUAGACUACACUAAAGACUUGGUUUUAAA
Molecule: messenger RNA, 3608 nt
Organism: Lucilia cuprina (Australian sheep blowfly)
Lineage: Eukaryota; Metazoa; Arthropoda; Insecta; Diptera; Calliphoridae
Gene: csw
Product: tyrosine-protein phosphatase corkscrew
Exons: 8
Coding region: 312-3329 (1005 amino acids)
Biological process (GO): protein dephosphorylation
Molecular function (GO): protein tyrosine phosphatase activity
Source: RefSeq, a predicted model, not a curated record